This is a messenger RNA of Thermothielavioides terrestris NRRL 8126, 2573 nucleotides long. RefSeq lists its product as uncharacterized. Lineage: Eukaryota; Fungi; Ascomycota; Sordariomycetes; Sordariales; Chaetomiaceae. The record is from RefSeq and is a predicted model, not a curated record. Gene Ontology annotation, cellular component: Mcs4 RR-MAPKKK complex. Gene Ontology annotation, molecular function: phosphorelay response regulator activity; protein kinase activator activity. The coding region runs from base 89 to 2485 and encodes 798 amino acids. Gene Ontology annotation, biological process: osmosensory signaling via phosphorelay pathway. The transcript is spliced from 2 exons.
UGCUGGAGCAAUUCGAUUUCCAAGCUUGGAGCUCUCCGCCAACCAGUUCUCCUAGACUCGCUUCUACUCCGUGCCUGGUCUCCCCGUCAUGGGGGACCUGAAGUCCAAGCUGCGAGCCAAAAUUUCGCGGCGGCACUCGGGCAUCCCACCGCUCCCUUCGGCCGCGAAACAGGUCAACGAUAGCAGCAACAACUUUGGAGAGUCCGAUUCCGCCAAGGCUGCCGAGACCGCCGCUGACGCCCCCGAGCGCCGGCAAGCCAGGAGGCUGUCAGGCGCGCAAUGGACCGAGAAGUUGAGACUGGGAGCGAAACAUCUCUCGGCAGUAGUGACCGCCGACGUCAACGACGCAAACGAUGGCAACAAUGGCCCCGCGGCCGCGGCCGCUGCUGCUGCCGCUGCUGCUGCCGGCGAAAAUGACCCCGGUGCCGAAAAUGCCACUAACGUUAGCUGCUCGGUGCCGCCUGCUCCGCCCCGCCCUGGCAGCGACGGGCCCGGCCAGCAUCUGGACGGAAAUGAUCGUCCCUUCCCCGACCCCAGCACGGGACUCGCCAGCAACACCGACAGCAGCACUGCUGCCGCCGCCGCCGCGGCGGGCCGACAAUCGCGAACGUCCCCAGAGCCGCCAUUGACCGGCCCCACGCCCGCGCCCGAGGACGAAGCCAAGACCGGGGGCUCCACCGGCACUGUCCGCAGAACCCGCCUCAGCAACCGGGAUCGGCCAGUGAGCUCAGACUCCUCCGCACCCUCCAACUCGGUGGAUCCGACAUCCAACCCUCAAUUGCGUUCGUCCACCUCGCUCUCCCGUCCAGCGCCGCCGCCGCGACGGCAGAGUCUUCUGCCCAGCCGACAGACGACGCUGAUCCGGACGCUGCUGAGCUCCGGACACGCCGAUAACCCCGACCAGCCCUCCUCGGAACAAUUGCUGCCCAUCAGCGCAAACAUGGUGACGCGCAAGCUCUGGGUCAAGCGCCCCGGCGGCUCGCCGACCCUGGUCACCAUUAACGAGGAGGAUCUGGUCGACGAUGUGCGCGAGCUGAUCCUGCGCAAAUACGCCAAUUCGCUCGGCCGCCAAUUCGACGCGCCCGACCUGACGCUGCGCCUCGUGCCCCGCGAGGGACAAAGACAGGAGCGCGUGCUGGGACCGGAGGAGCCAAUGGCGCGCACCCUCGAUGCAUACUUCCCCGGCGGCCAGACGGUGGACGAGGCGUUGCUCAUCGACGUCCCGCACCGCCGCACGCCGCGGGCCUCUCCGAGGCACGGGCCGCCGCAUGCCCAGCACCUCACGUCGGUCAGCUACGACGAUAUCCGGCCGGUCGACGCCGGCAGCACCGACUACUUCGGACCCGGCGCCAUUGCCCACAUUCCCGUCACCAUUGCGGGCCCGGCUAACGGCACGACCCAUUCGAUAUCGGUCUUGAACACGGGCCAGGUCCCUCAGAUCCCCUCCCCCGGUGGGACCUCGCGAUCGCGACAAUACCGGGAACGAUCCGAGCGGCCACGGCUGGGAAGGCAGCACACAUCGUCUCCCACGAUUCUGAACGUGGUCGGCGGCGGCGGCCACACGGCCACCAUUGCCGUCGCUGCAAGCCAUGGUAUGCACCAAGCGCACUCGAUGCCACGGUCCCGGACUCAUUCCAACGCUUCUUCAGAGCAGGCCAACCCUGGACAGUCGGCACCAGCCGCUCCGUCGCUGCCGACGCCUCCAACCCAAGAGCCGGCGGUCGUGCCCAUCGCGCGAACCGCCACACCGCCGCCCAGGGCCGCGUCGCCCCGACCCCCUCCAACAGCACGGGUGAAGAAGAAGAAGACGAUUGACGCGCCGGCGCUGCCGGCGGGGAUGCUCAACGGCGGCGUGCCUCCCAUCAACGUCCUGAUUGUGGAAGACAACAUCAUCAAUCUGCGCUUGUUAGAAGCGUUCGUCAAGCGGCUCAAAGUGCGCUGGCAGACCGCCAUGAACGGUCGCGAGGCUGUCACCAAGUGGCGGACGGGCGGCUUCCACCUGGUGCUCAUGGACAUCCAGCUUCCCGUUAUGAGCGGCCUCGAGGCGACGCGCGAGAUCCGCCGGCUCGAGCGCACAAACUCGAUUGGCGUUUUCUCGACGAGCAGUCAUAGCACCGGCCAAACGCUGGUCGAGCCGCAGGAGACGAAGGGCGAGACAGCCGAGGAGGACAAGCUCCAGAAUAGGGAGCUAUUCAAGAGCCCGGUGAUCAUCGUCGCCCUAACGGCGAGCUCUCUGCAAAGCGACCGCCACGAGGCGCUGGCUGCAGGUUGUAAUGAUUUCUUGACCAAGCCUGUCACGUAUGUCUGGCUCGAGCGGAAAGUCAUGGAAUGGGGGUGCAUGCAAGCCCUGAUCGACUACGAUGGCUGGCGCAAGUGGAAGUCGUACUCUCAGAAGCUCGAGGGCGAAGACGGCGCCGGUAAGAAAGCAAAAACCAAGAAGAACCGGAGUGUGGGCCCGAAUAGCUCCUCCUCGGAAGGACAAUAACAAUCAUCCCUCGGGGUGAAGAUGCCAGACCUACAGAAACUUUAUUUACGGCUUGCACUCGCGCCGAGUCUUUGCUUGCUUGCAAAGA